Molecule: messenger RNA, 2025 nt
Organism: Amphimedon queenslandica
Lineage: Eukaryota; Metazoa; Porifera; Demospongiae; Haplosclerida; Niphatidae
Exons: 6
Coding region: 466-1755 (429 amino acids)
Source: RefSeq, a predicted model, not a curated record
GCAAUAUCGUAUCAUAUCGUAUCGUUUCAAAAUUUUCAAUAUCGCCCAGCACUACCUGUUUUUGGAAGAAAUAGCCAAGUUUUUAGAAUCUCAAGAUGUAUUUGGAGUCACAUGGUGCACUUAAAAUGAGCAGUCGUGUCUAGUCUUGCAUCACAAGCAGUUGUAUCUCCAUCCUCCUGUUGGUCCUACUAGUAGCUAGAUGCAAGAUAUCUGUCACUCUUAAUCAAUACAUGGUCCAUAUUUUAUUAAGAGAGGUAGAAUCUGGGAGUAUGUAUACUAGAUUCUCCCUUAGAAGAUCUUCAGAGGCUGUGCAAGAAAUACUCACCUUUCUCUACUACUUUUAUGUUUUGCCCUGGAAUUCCAGUAAGAAAGUAUGAUGAGUACCAGGCAAUAAUUCACUUUGAUAUCAAAGGUGUUCGUAAGACUAUGAUUCCUUUUACUUGAAUUGAUUCCAUCACAUGUGAAAUGUGGCAUGAACUACCAAGAAAUUCUAGCCAAAUGAAAAGGAAGUCAGAGGAAUUGCUUUGUUGUCAAAGUGUCUGUUUGAAAUGCAAUUUGGAGAGGCAAGUGAGGCGUACAAGUGAAGAGAGCCCUUCGAAAAAGUUAAAGAGACAGUGUGCUACAUCAAGAGCUAGGUUGACAUAUAUGUCACCCAAUAGUCAAGUGAAGAGAAAGGCUAGCCAAAAGAUUUCAAAAGACAGCAUGUCACGGAAGCUUAAUCAGUAUUUUGCUGAAAAGGUCACUUUCGAUGAGGAACAGAAUGAAGAAUUGAACAAUGUUAUGACUGUAAUUAAAGAUUCUGGGAAAAAGGCUAUAAAUGGAGCUCAAUUACAAUUAGAAUGGUAUACUUUUUAUUUCCAUGCACUUGUUUUAUUAUUAAGAUUAGCUUUAGUAGUUUUCACGUGUAGCCCUACAGCAUAUGAUGCCUUAAAGUCUUUUAGUAUACUGCAACUUCCCUCUCGAUCCACACUUCUAGCAUACAAAGGGGCCUUUCUACACCAAUGUGGAGCUAAUCAUGAAAGUAUUGCUGAUCAGGUAGCUCAGUUUAUAGUCUGUUGCAAAUAUAGAAGAAGAGAAUGGAGACAGGAAUCAAAGAAUGUAGGUGUACUAAUCUUUGAUGAGGUGAAGGUGAUGAGUAGGCUGAUCUGGAAUUCCAGAAGUCAGACCAUCAUUGGAUUGUGCAUGACACAUGAUCAACAGUCAUCUCUGUCUGAUAUAUACCAGCUACUUUCUAAUGAAAGUAAAUUUCAGCAAACAUCAUACAUACUCCAGUUUUUAUGGAGAGAUCUGGCAGGAGAUUUUGACAUCAUCGGCCCUUAUUUUACAAGCUCAAAGACACUUGAAAGCAAAUUUAUUUAUUCAUGUGUCAUGGAAACAGUUAAACUGUUUCACUUGCAUGGGCUUAAGACUCUUCUGCUGGUUUGUGAUGGCACAUCUGUAAAUUUAACAACUCUUAAAGCAACUCAUAGUCAUUUUGGAGUGUAUCCCAUUACAAGUGGUGAUGAUCAUGAACCUUUCAAAGUCAGUCCCAAAAUGCUAAAUCCUUUUGAUCCACCGAACCACAUUCAUUGGAUGAUAUGUCCUAGUCAUCAACUCAAGAAUAUAAUCAACAAACUUUUCUCUUUGCAACAAAAUGGAACAAAAGACUUUACAUUGAAAGGUGUGGAAUUUGGAUGGGAAACUAUUGUUUCGCUUUAUAAGCGAGUUUGUGAGAGAGUGAGUAAAGGCCUAACAAGAAUGGUAUACCUAAAAUGAAAGAGGCUUAUGUCAUUCGAGAUGCUUGGACGAAGUUAAAUGUUGCUCCAGCAUAAAUAAUGCAGCAAGAUCAUGUUCUAAUGGAGUUGUCCAAUUAUAUUCAAGAAAACCCGAAUGCCGAUGAUGUGUGCAGUGUCAGUAUUACUCUGAAGUUCUUGGAAGCCUGUCAAAACUUUUUUGAAGAUGGUUUGUUAUCUCAUUCAAGAGUCACUCACAUGAAAUCAGAUGUCAUAUGUUCAGUUGAAGAAGGAUACUUGUUUUUUUUUACAA